AAACAUGACUUGAUCGACAGAUAAUCCUGAGCGGGUGUCAUUAUGUUUCGGAGCGCUCCUGCUGCUGUGACCCGGAUGUAGCGGCGCUCUACCUCCACUCGUCUGAUCCUCUUAUCAGCGAUAAGGCGGCCGAGAUGGAUGUUGUCAACCAGUUGGUCGCCACUGGGCAGUUCACAGUCUUCAAACAGCCAUUAGGAUUCAUUAAAGUCUUACAAUGGUUCUUUGCCAUCUUUGCAUUCUCCACCUGUGGCGGUUACUCUGGAGUGUUUCGUCUGAGCGUUGAGUGUAAGAACCGCACAGACAGUGACCUCAACAUUGAGGUUGAGUUUGGCUACCCGUUCAGACUGCACCAGAUAUGGUUUGAUGCUCCUACAUGUAAAGGGCCGGAACCUGAACGUCUCUUUCUGGUGGGAGACAACUCUUCCUCUGCUGAGUUCUUUGUCACAAUUGGUGUCUUUUCCUUCCUUUAUACAAUGGCAGCCAUUUCCGUGUACAUCUUCCUCAUGGAGAAGUACCGCGAGGGAAACAAAGGCGCUCAGGCUGAUUUUGUGGUGACAGCUAUUUUUACCUUUAUGUGGUUGGUGAGUUCAGCGGCGUGGGCCAAAGGUCUCUCAGAUGUUAAGAGGUCAACGGACCCCGAUGAGGUCAUCAAUCUCAUCGAAGCAUGUGAUCGUGAGGAAAACCGUUGCAAAGAAAUCCAUGAGCCUGUGGUUUCUGGCCUAAACACAUCUGUGGCGUUUGGGUUCUGUAAUGUGGUGCUAUGGGCAGGGAACCUGUGGUUCGUCUUCAAGGAAACCGGUUGGCUUGGAGCCUUUGCUGGCACUUACAUGCCCUCUGGGGAGAAGCAGCCAGCACCAGACUCCUUCGGCCAGGGCUAUGGACAAGAAGGUUAUGAACAGGACCCAUACGCCAGCUCUCAGGGCGGGUACCAGCCUGAAUAUGGCCAACAGGGUGGUGGAUACGAAGGCGGUGGUUACAACCAAGGAGUGUAUGGUCAGGGUGAGCCCACCUCCUUCUCCAAUGAGAUGUGAGUCCGGCUCCGCUGGCUGAAGCUCUGCACUGAUCACAGCAAGAGGAUGGUCAUGUGAUCAGCCAGCAUGGAAACUACUAGCUAUGUUUCCACUGUCUUCAGUUGGUUUAAAGAGAAGGGGGUGGGUGGGAUUGAAGCACAUUUAAGAAAUCUUAUCAGGGUUGAUAUUAACAUCAUAACCAAGAGGAGACCCAGGAGGGUCAACAUACUGUCUAUUACAUGGAAUCUAGCAGGAGAUUAUUCAUCCUAUUAUGAUGAGGAAAAACUUGAAUAUGCUACCAAAAAAAUGAAUGAAACCUAUGAUGUAUAUGUUAUGUACGGGGAGCCAUUUGAAUGAAUUAUAUAAAUUAUAGUAUUAUACUGAAUGUGUUUGUCUGUGGUGUAAAUAUGAAUUAUAUAUAAUUAGAUAUACUGUAUUGUGAAUUUAACUUAUUGUUGCUUUUUUUGUGAUUCCACUUGUAGCCCCCACAUUUGUUUUUAUUUUACCUAUCUUACCACUUCACCACCUCAAUCAUUCAACCCACGGUAAGAGAUCGGACCUUAAACAUCCUACUGAAUGUUUUUUUUUUCCUUUUUUUCUUUUUUAUUUGUGAAACAUUCUUUGAAGGUUCAUGAGAACACAAAGGUUAAAUAGUAUAAAAGUUCUGUGUCAAUCACUACUAGAAGUGUUAACAAAAGUCAGUAGUCUUAGAUAAAACUGGUAGGGAGAGAAACUGAGUAACAGAAAAGCUAAGAACAAAGUGAAACAGGAAGAACAAAUUAUGCACAUGCACAAGAUUUAUUUCCUUUUAUGUUUUGGUUAUAUGUCCAAACCUUUAUAAGCUAAAGCACAAAUAUAUUAUUGGUGCUAUAAAACGGUUUGUAGGACAUUAUUGUGAACACUUACAAAAGGCAGUCAUUGGUGCUUCAGUACUUGAUGUUUUAUUUUUCUAGUCCUUUGAAACGCCACUGAUGUUCUUAUUCAGACAUGAGUGUGAAUGAACCCUUUAUAUUUUUCUGAAAUUUCUAUGUGUUUUGGCUUUUUGUUCACACUGAUAUGGGUGUUUUUAUGCUGUCUCUGUCUAUAUGCCUUUACUUGAAGGUCCAUAUUGCUUUCUUUCUCUCCCUCGUUAUAACAUCUGAUAAUGCAAAAUAAAACAAUGUUAGAGAA
This is a messenger RNA of Megalobrama amblycephala (Wuchang bream), 2180 nucleotides long. RefSeq names its product synaptophysin b (gene sypb). The record is from RefSeq and is a predicted model, not a curated record. The transcript is spliced from 8 exons. The coding region runs from base 135 to 1031 and encodes 298 amino acids. NCBI's taxonomy places the organism in Eukaryota, Metazoa, Chordata, Actinopteri, Cypriniformes, Xenocyprididae. Gene Ontology annotation, cellular component: synaptic vesicle; synaptic vesicle membrane; presynaptic active zone.